CGGAGGUCAUGUGGAGAACUAGAGGAUGCCUAGCACGUUAGAUAUCCUCCAGCUUCGAAUAAACGUAAUAUGCGAUAAUGUGCAUGCACCAUUGAACUCAGCUGUCAGCACCGUGUCAAGAUGUCAAGAUUAGGACGAUCUUGUCACGGUCAGAACGAAAGUGGCCGGAAAAAUAAGGAAGAAAGGACAACCGCGAAAGGGGAUAGCCUAGAUGUCAGGACGAUAUUCACGCAUCGACAACCAGUUUCCAAGGAAAGUACACUUCGGAAUAAUGAAACGUUUUUACUGUCGAGAACGUGUCGGAAUGGCUCGCUGAACACUUCGGAUCACGAAGAUGUAUCAGUGACAGACACGCGUUUUCAACCAGAUUUCUCAUCUAAUUCUGGGACACUUUUCACGCUAAUAUUACCUCGUUAAAAAGGAAAAACUGUAACACGCAUUUCCCGAUGACCGCCAUCUUUUUUGCCUCGCACUUUUCUUCGGGAUUCAUGGAACUUUCGACGGCAAGUUCGCUGAAAAUAUUAGCUGCGAAUCGAAAUAAUAGCACGAUAGAUUAUAACACGUUAAGUUGCAUUACUCUUUAUAUUGUUGGACGCUAGAUAAGUGCUCGUUGGGUUACUGGACGCUAGAUAACUGCUCGUUAAGCACUGAAAUUCAUAAAUUUGUAAAUGUACACAUUCUCAAAUUUUUUAAAUCUAUUAAUUAAAUAAUUGAAGGAUGAAACAGAAAUCUGGGAAGAAUAAGGACUUCUACUAACGUAGGAAAGCCUACUCGCUAGUCGUGGUGUUCCCCUUCCGUUUGAGUUAGCCGACAACGAAAGUAGACGUUCCCUGUACUCGACAGCCGUUUUCUGUUUUUUCCUUUUUACUAACGAGUCCUGAUGCUCUUUUUUGCGGUUAUCUACGCCUCGAAUGACCUAAUUCCGGUUUCGAGUAGGCCAACCGACCGCCAGACCGGAAUCGGAAGAGAAAAAUCUUGCAACAGUUAAAACGGAAAUUGCCCUGUGCACUCAGGAUUAUUCAAACGAUUAAAAUAAUCCUCCUUUGCUAAGUCUUUUCAUAAUCUUUCAUCUGCAGCUAAUAUCGAAGGUUUUUACCUGUCAGUAAAUUUAAUCUAUCCUUUAUAUUUUGUGAUUUUUGAUCUUACCUAUUUCUACCAUUAAAAUAGAUUUGUAUAGCCUUAAUUUUAUUUAGAAAUGCAUGGUUCGAAUACCAUUUGAAUAACAAUGGAACGAGAAGCAGUUCUCGAGGGGUUUCUAGGUCGAGGAUGCAAAAAUGAGGAUCCAAGGAUCGGAAGUCGUAAAACGGAAACGUAAAAUUUCACGGCAAGGGGGAAAAACGAACCGCAGGUUUCUGGGCCAAGAAAGCGCAAAAAUCACGAAACGAUCCUCGGUCGAUCGUUGACCACUGGAUCAACGUCUUUUUGCCGGGUGUCCUUAAUGGACGAAAUAGGCAAUAAAUUUCCUGCAACAAUAGAAGGUCCUUCGCUGAGAUCUCGAGAUAAUUGUACAAUUGUGUUCCCGAGCAAUUUGCGAUUAGAAACGCGAUGAGACGGCGAGAUUUCCAGACUGCGUUUGCAUUUCUUGUAGGACGCAUUAAAAUCUUCAGACAAAAGCUUAUAACAAUUUAAUAGAAUUAGAAUUUCGUUGAAUAAGAAUUAAUAUAAAUCUGUCAAGUAACAGUAAAUUUUAAUAUCGAAAAUUCUUCAAGCAUAAAUAGCUAGAAAUAUUUUAUUUCUGAUAUCGAGCGAUUGCAGAUAACGUCUAAAAGCCAUAAGCAAAAAGCAAAAUACGCAAGAAAUUAAUUGGACACAGUUAUCGCAGGUUCUCAUAAAUUUCGUGCGUAAUAAUAAAAGAGAAGAAGAAAUUUGGGUUAAAUAAGCUUUAAUUAGCAGUGUACGAAUCGAUAGCAAUGAACGUGGAGGAACUUGAAAGUAAGUGUCAACUCGAAGAAACCGGUUUCGAGGAUCAGUCGUUGAUUAAACGUCGUCUUAGAUCGAUUCAAACGGUACGGAAAAAUCGAUGCGAAUUGCUGGUCGAUCAAAAAGGUUUACAACUAUUUCAUAUCAGAACCAGGGAGAAAAAGCAUGGUGCGAGGUAGCUGUUCACGCUGUUGUCCACGCUGUAACAAUUAGUGCAUGACGAAUCCCGACUAUUUCAUAGUCUUCAGCAGAAACGGGAAGAUCACAUUCUUCUCUUUUUUGGUGGCACUCCAAAUCCUUGAACUCCUGGACUUCUAUUUUCUAAAAAAUUACACUCAAGCAGAAAUAACAUUAUCACAAUCAUACACACAUUUGUGCAUACAUGUAUUUGUACAUCUUAAGAUUGGAAAAUGUCGUACGACAAACAUUGAGUAAAUUUGACAAAUUUGAAGCACGUAAAAUUUGAUAAAACUUGAAAGAUGUCAGAGUUGAAGAAGUUUAUGAAGUUUCAUUUAUGAAACUUGAGCAACCUCAACGAUUUUUAAUUUUAUACAUCUCGAAUAUUAGUGCAGAUAUUUGUCUGUACAGAAAAUAAUAAAUAAUGGAGCAUCCAUAAUUUCCCACAAGAAAGAAUAUAAAGAUCAUCAUAUUCUUCUAAAAUCAGCAUCUCAGAGAAAAAGAUGUAAAUGUGGAUGUAUGGCAAUUCCGUAUCCAAAUGAACGAAGUUGAUCUCAGGACAAUUAUCACGAAGGAAGAAACAAGAAGAGAUCUUGUCGAUAGAAGAACGCAGACCGCGUCCGUUCUCCAGGUGACCAAGGUGUGCAAAGCGUGAACAACGUGUGCAACGUGAGGCUAGGAGAAAGAUAGAAAAUGGACCAAGCGAGCAGGAAGUGGGGACCUGGAUUAAAAGCAAACGAGGGCAACGUCUCGGCGACAGAGCCAUCUCAGACCUUGAAGAGUGGAGGUCGAGAACGAGUCGACGUGUUCUCCGGUUCAUUGGUCGUUCGGUGCUUUUCUAACGGAUUUCCGUUGCAACUGGACGAUUCUUCGUGUUGGCGUAAUCGAAAGUCGCCAAAGGACAAAGGAGCUGUUUGACGAUGGCGCCGAGAGGAGCGAUCUUCCUGCUGCUGGUCACCUUGACCUUCAGCGGAAGCCAGUGCAGCACCAGGUUCUUCGUGAAGAUGAGAACGAACUCUUCGGAUUCAUUCAAAACCAGGGCAGACAACUCCAGAGUACUCGAGCAGCCUAUCGCCACAACGAGUCCUCUGCAAGAUGAGACGAGAAGUCAUUUCGAAAACGAUGCUCAGAGAAUGAUGAAAGAGUUUCCGAGAAUGGAGGAAGAGUCCAGGAACACGUUCGAGACCUCCACGUUCAAUCCUGAUGUGCUGAAUAAAUUCUUGGAGGAGUAUGCGAACAAGAUCAAGGGCAGCACCGAGAAGUAUCAGAAACAUCCGUUCAGGAUCAUCAAACCUUCGGAGGCCAUUGGCCUGGAGGUGGAUGUUCAAACUACUCGUCCGAGUAGCACUACAUAUGCGCAGGGGGAUAAAAUUGAAGAGGAUACUACUAAUGCUACUUUGUCUGAAGAAGAGAUAAGCGAUACUUUAAACGACACCCUGAAGAGGAACAAAUAUUACGGAGCAAAUUCGUACGAGGACAGAAAUGGCUGGGUUACGUUAGAGGCAAUUCCAUGGUCCAAGAGCAAGAUUUCAAAAUGGCAGGCGACUCCCAGUACACAACAACCUUGGCCGGAAGUGAAACCAUGGGAGAAACCGAGUAUGGCGAAACCGUGGGCUUCGGAUUACUCUGUCAGACCGAUCUACGAAAACAAUAAACCAUGGUACGACAAGCCAAAACCGAACUGGCCAGAGAAUAACGAGAAGCCCUGGCAGAAGCCUACACCUCGGCCAUCGUAUUAUCCAGAGAAGCCUGAUGAGAAUCAGGCUCAAAAAUGGCCGCCAGAGAGGCCAUCAUGGAACAAGUACACGGACCGUCCCAACAGCGACAUAAUCACCGACAACCGUCCAGCUAAUUUCCCCAGCAAUUGGAACAGACCCCAAACAGCGAAACCAGGUUAUCAGUACCUCGACAGAUACCCUGACAAGAACCAAGCAGAAGAGAACAAGAACGACUGGCACGAUUUCCCUACAAGAUACGACGACCGUCUACGACCCACCACAGAGAGGCCAGGAUUCUCUCAGUAUCAGUACGUGAACAAUCAUCCUCAGAGUUAUCCUGGGAACAGCGACGGUCAGUGGGUGCUUUUAUCCACGAACAGAGGUUACUCGAAGUCUAGGCAGAGGUCGAUGAAGAUCGAUACUACCAAUCCGAUACAGAAUGGCAGCAGGGUCGUACGAGUAAAGGGAGAGGAGCCUGAUCCUGCGAUCACCGUGAUGACCUCAAAGAGACAGGUCAGAUUGACGGUGUUACCGUCAAUCAACGGCACGAACACGACGACAUCGCACGGCGGUCUUCUGGAAGUCGAGAAAACCUUCAAGAGCGUGGAUCAGAGUCAAAAGGAGUACGAGAUGAAGAAGCAAACUCUGCCGGUGAUCCUGAAGAAGCGACCCAUCAGAAACACUCUGGGAAAUCAAGCGUCUAAUUCUGCUGUCUUGGCUGCCGUUAGCGCAGGAAUAUUACCGGCAACUAUGGCGAUGAUGAUUCCAAUGAUUCUCGGCCGUCGAAAGAGGGGUUUACAAGCUUCCCAAUCAAGAUUACUCAAUUAUGAUGAUUCAGUAAUGAAUAUUCAUGGUCCCACGAGUCAAGCCCACGAUACCAGGCUAAGAUAGAGAAAUUAAUGUGGAAAGAGAAAGUCUUCGAUAAUUCGUGAGAAUAUGGUGAAAAAUAGAAAAAUGAAGGUGAAUGAUCGAAGAGAAUUUAGAAACUUGAAGCUUCGUACAGUGAAUGUUAAUUGAAGUUGAAGAACACUUUAGGUAUAGUAAUAUUUUAUCUUUAGAUACUUUGAGCAAUGAACCAAAAUUCAAGAAGAAAUAUUAUGCAGAUAAAUUUAUUAUGAUAGAUAUCAAGAUUAUAGUUUAAUUAUUCUGUGCUUGGGAAACACAUUUUCACAGACUGCAAAUUAGCAAGACAAUGCCAUCUUUUUCACUGUCACUAAUUGACAACAGAAUCGCUUAAAUAAUUUAACAAAUUUCAGUUUGCAAAUAUGAAAUGUUCAUUGCUCUUUGUUUAUAGUAAACUUAGAGAUGUUAUAUAAUUAACAGAGACAAGUAUGACACUUAUUUAUAAUUAGUAGUAAUUUACAUUCUAUUGAACAGACGUCUUCCUAUAGGGAAUAGAGAAAAUAUUGUUUAAUUUUGAUCAUGCAUAUAUUUACAUAUAUGUCAGGGUACUAUGUUGACAACCUAUUUAUUUAUUUAUUUAUACGUUUAUUUAUAAUAUACUUUACAUUUCGUUCGCUUAAAUACUUAAAUAAAAGCAUAAGUAUCAACGAAGGAUAUUCAAAGGAGUUACGUCGACGAGUAAAAUAAAACUUUUCGCUGGAAGUCUUUUCAAAACCCUCUUCCCAUUUUUAUCCUGGUUAAAAAAUUAUUUUAUAACGAAAUAAUUUUUUAUGAACCAAAAUUUUAUCUGUCCAACAUGUUGAGGUUAACUGUUCAAAAAAUAUGAAGAGAGUUUUUUAAUCCG
This is a messenger RNA of Megachile rotundata (alfalfa leafcutting bee), 5562 nucleotides long. RefSeq lists its product as uncharacterized. The record is from RefSeq and is a predicted model, not a curated record. NCBI's taxonomy places the organism in Eukaryota, Metazoa, Arthropoda, Insecta, Hymenoptera, Megachilidae.